Molecule: messenger RNA, 4398 nt
Organism: Pyricularia pennisetigena
Lineage: Eukaryota; Fungi; Ascomycota; Sordariomycetes; Magnaporthales; Pyriculariaceae
Exons: 1
Coding region: 1-4398 (1465 amino acids)
Source: RefSeq, a predicted model, not a curated record
AUGUCAUCCACCGCCGGCUUGGACAUCAUGUCCUCUCCAGAUCCUCUCGGUGACCCCAUUACGAGCUCCAUGUCGCGCGUGACACGCAGCAUGGCUCGCAGUCAGACAUCAACACAGAGGUCACAACGGCAGGGCUCUAUUCUGGCCAGCUCACCCAGAAAACAGACCUUUGAGCUCGACGUGGGUAACGAGCGAUCACCACAAAGGAUACUCGUAACCGUCGAGGCUGAGGACUCAGCCGCCCGCAAAACCCAUGUUAAUCGCCGAUUGUUCCCGCCACAAAAGCAAGCCACGCCGCGAUCUUCUGCUCGCCGAAAGGUGCGCACGACCACGACGACAGUUCCGCUGAGAGGGCUCACCGACGAUGAGGGGCCUGGAGGUUCAGAGACACCACGGAGGAGAGGAAGACCUCGGAAGUCAGGUACACCUAUGCCCUCGAAGACAGGGACGCCAAUGCCCUCGACCAGGAAAAGGGCCGGCAGUCCGCUGGAAAGCACGCCCCGGAGGAACCGCAGGUCGGUGUCCAUCACGGCAGACUCGGCAUCAGAAAUGGGUGACGAAGCGGAGGACAACCAGGAGACACCGAGGCCUAGGUCCAGAAGGUCACCUGUAAAGAGAUCGAAAACGCCGGCCAGAAAGACGACAGCAGCACAAAAGGCAGACGCUCAAGACACUGGAACUGCGAAGAGGAGAGGAAGACCUAGACGACAAGCCUUGGUCCCAGCCGAGAUGGAGGAGAUGGCCGAGCAAGAUACCUUGACGGAGAGCAUACCAAAUGUGAUCCCGGCUGGAAAUGACGAGACGAGAGAACAAGGCGCAAACGAUACGUUGCUGUCGACAAUCAACGUAUCCACUGACGGGUCUGUUGCCGGUGAUGAUGCGGAUGAAGAAGACAUGUGGCUUGCGAACCUCUCUGAAUCUCGCUCAGGACCAGCACCUAAGAUGGAACAAAGCAUGGCUGACAAUGCCGGUCCACCAAGUACUUUGGGUGGUGAACAGGAGGAAAGGUUGCACUUGACCUCGGAUGCUCCCAUCUCGGUAGCCACCGAUGGAGACGACGACGGUGACUUGAUAGAUUUUGGUGCCGCAGACAGAAGUGAUACCGAGUCGCUGGCCACAGAGAGCGUUGCACAGACAGAGACGGACCGUGACACGAUUGCUCAAGGAGAGGAUUUCAGCAUGAUCAUGAUGGACUCGAUCGUAUCCUUCCGCGAGUCCCGGCAAUACCGCGAGGAAAGCCUGCCCGAGAUGGGAGAGGCCACAAGCUUCAUUGUUGAUAGAGCGCUGGAAUCCAUCCGCCAUGGGCAGCCUGAUGACGAGCGCAUGCAGUUACAGGCUGACCAGGCAACCUGUCAGCAAUAUGACCUCACGACGAAUGCCGCAAAUGAGGCUGAAGAGGUAGCCGACUUGCCACAAAUACCAGCGGAAUCUACCCCUAUAAUCACCAACCGACCUCCAGGAGCGAUUGACAGCCGGUACAAGACUAUAUCGAAGAGCCCUAGGCGUGGCAAGACUCCCACUCCUCUCAGCAGGCAGCUGGCCCUCAAGUCUCUACGACAAGACGAGUCACUAAAUGAGACGCCUUUGGCUUCACGGGCAGCCAAGGCUGACGCUGCUCAAGAAGAAUCGAUACUGUAUGAUGACUCCUUUUCGGAAAUCCCAGAUGCCGUGCUGGAGGCAGCAACACCCCGUCCCCCAAGAAAGUACGUCGAGGACGAAGCAGGGACACAAGAGGAGCCUUCUCAUGAUGUCGAAGAGAUACUCAGUGACGGGGCACUUGAGGAUCACGGAAACGAUGUGGAGGAAGCUGCAGAUCCAUCUCGAGACAAUUCGGCGGAACCAGCAGCCGCUGCAGCUGCACAGGGCCCCCUUUCAGAUACUGGCAGUAUGCUUUUGACGCCGGAAGAGACCCCGUCGCCGACAAAUGAUGAGGCUUGUGCCGAGGAAGCUGUCGAUGAGCCCAUUACUUCUGACGUCGCAGAGGAAGAUUUGCGCUCAUCUCCCCCUCUUCUCCGACUUGCUAUGAGCACUUCGGGCACAAGCAGUGGGCGACACAUGAGGCACAAUUCAACUGAGACACCAAUCGACCCAUCUCUACCAGAGGUGCCAUCUGCACCGCCGGUAGCUGUGGCGGCCGCUGAUAGACUUGAUUUGCCGUCUCUAACGGCCCGCCCUCUGCUUUCGCCAAUUGUCAGGGCCGGGAGAGCACUACAAACGGUAACUUCUGAUCCACCAUCACCCAAGGGUCGGGAGAGCCUCCUUCGAAGUCCUUUCCGGUCCUCCGGCACACGAGACAGUCAGGAACAGCAGCCGUCUAGCAGACAGUCCACAAAUAUCACUGAGCAAAAUGUUUCCGAAGCACCCCAAUCGCCACCGACAGCUACUGCUCCGCAACCUCAGUCUACCCAAAGGAGCCAGAGGUCGUGGGCCCAGACUUUCAAUCCAAUGAAGCAGAUAAAGAACAUUAUGUCGCAGGGUGCACAGAUGUUCUCGUCACCAAAAUUCACCAUGCCCGAAGGCAUGGAUGAUCCUUUUGGUCCAGACCCGGACAUGCCAAAACCCGCAGCUUCACGUCUUCAGGCCAAUAGUCCAAUCACGCAAGAGCAGGAACAAGUCCCGGAGCCGGAGACACACCCUGUGACCGCCGACGAUACCUUACAGGAAGACGGAAUGGACUGGGAGCCAUCUGAAAGCCCCACUGAAGGUGUUGCUCGCAGAGCAAGAAGCGCUUCUGCUUCCAGCGUCUUCACAAAUAGAGCCUCCGCUCAAGCUGCGGCUUUUGAAGCAGAGUCCGAAGCGGAUGAUCCCGAUGCCACUGAACCGGAGUUGCACAACUCCGAUGCUCAGCCUGCAGCUGCUGAGAUGGAUGAUACUGAGGAAGACGAAGACGAAGAUAUCUGGGCAAUCGAAGCAGAGCGUCCAAUUGGCUCACCAAGAAAGGUUCCUCAGGUCCAGGACCCGACCCUGAACCGCUGGGGUAGAGGCAAAUCACCGAGUCCAUGGACCAGGGCGCAGGACGAACCAUCAUUUCAUGAGACUGAUGAUUUCUCCCUACUAGCAGUACAUGGACGAGAUGCAUCACAGCUAUCGCAAUCCAGACAAAACCCGCAAUCACUCCAUGUCUCAGCUCACGCAGUACCUGCCAGGCGGGUCGAUCUGUCUACGUUCUUCUCGUCUCCUGCGGUUGUGCCUGGGAUGCAGUUAUAUGCAGAGGAGGACACGGCCCCAGAAAAGCCCCCGAGCCGCCAACAAGAAGCGAGGGAAGAUAUCCAACUUUCAUCCGUUCGGCAAAAGGCUUUCCAGCCCAACAAGGGUCAGAGCAGGAGUAACUUAUUCUCGCCUGCACCAUUUCGCCCAGCAAGCCAGGCCCAAUCCCAUCAAAGCCUCUUUGCUCCUUCGUCUGCGGCGUCGAACAGACAGCAACAGUACGCCCACGUGCCACAGAAGCGUAACUUUGCUCCCUUCCUGAGCAAGCCCAGCGUCAAUGUAACCAACUCGCUUUUUGGUACGGCCAACGCUUAUGUGCGACCCCAGAGCGCAUCCAGUCAAAUCUCUGAGGCGGUCGAUGAGGAGUCGUACGAGCACGACGAGAACACCCAAGAGCGCAGCAUUAUCAGAGAUGACGACGAGGCAGAUGAGUCUAGUUUCAUUGCGCCCGUUCUCAAGCCAUUGCCUGAACGGACUGCCUCGCCUACCAAGUCCUGUUUACGCUCUCCUCUGAAGCCUAAGACCCCUGGCCCGGUGGUCGAGUUUUCGACCAGCACGCUGUCGCCCCUAGCGCAAGAGGAGGCAAGGGCCCGCAGGCAGCGCGCAGCCUACGGAUACGACCACGACGGUGAAGCCGACGUGCAGCCGAAACGCAUUUUAACUACUGGGGACAACGGAGAUAAAGAAAACAUGACCAGCACUUCGCGUCUCACAAUGCUCGCCAACAAGGCUAUCCCAAAGCUGGCACCCGCCUCAUCCUCGCUCCGCCAGCCUCUCACCGCACCAAAGGUGACUUCUUCGUCGGCUCCUUUAUCCCGCACCGAGUGGACAAAGGCCCACUGGGUUCAGAUGGACUUGCUGCUGCAAGAAAGACGGCGGGGGUCGCUCGACUUCCAGCUCCAACACCGCGGCGUGGGACUUGCGCAGCGUCGUAGGUCGGCUGCGCUUUUGGGCAAGCUUGUAUCGGCACAGGGCGAAUCAAUGGCACUCGAGCAGUGGCACCUCGACGUGGUCGAUGCUUUCCGUUCCGAACUGUGCGGAGGCGACGAUACCCUCUUUUGUGCUUGGGACGAACACGUGCUCGCGAAGCGGUUGUUUGCUUUGCUCGUCGGCGAAGAACGAAGAAAGCAGAAGAAGGCCCUUGCUGGUGAUGGUGCCACCAGAACGUCGGCGUUUGCCGCCCAUACAUAG